Messenger RNA from Hippocampus zosterae (dwarf seahorse), 5391 nucleotides. RefSeq names its product protein kinase C, zeta (gene prkcz). The coding region runs from base 206 to 2008 and encodes 600 amino acids. Gene Ontology annotation, biological process: protein phosphorylation. Lineage: Eukaryota; Metazoa; Chordata; Actinopteri; Syngnathiformes; Syngnathidae. The record is from RefSeq and is a predicted model, not a curated record. The transcript is spliced from 19 exons. Gene Ontology annotation, molecular function: protein serine/threonine kinase activity; ATP binding; protein binding.
AGGUUUGACAGUAAAACUUGACUUCAGCUCCUCAGAUACUCGGAAUGUUAUCUGUACCCAAGAAACUUCCAAGUCGUACACGCGAAGUUUAUUUUCCAGUGUGUCACCUACGGAGCGGAUAUUUAUCAUCGAAAUUGACCGGGCGGUGAUUCAGGACUGAAAGCGGGUUUAAUUGGCCUUAUUAGAAGAUUGACAAAACUACACAAUGCAUAUGCUAGCCUCAAACGGAUCCGUAAUGGACCUGGAGUCGGAGUCGGUGAAAGUUAAAGCUCACUACUGCGGAGACAUGUUGAUCACAGACCUGGCUCCCACUUUAACUUUCGUGGAGGUUUGUGAGGAGGUGAGAGCAAUGUGCAGCCUGACCAGACAGCAGCCCAUCACACUCAAGUGGAUUGAUGAUGAAGGAGACCCUUGUACCAUCUCAUCUCCGCUGGAGCUAGAGGAAGCAUUUCGUAUUUACAAUCGAAGCAAAAGAUCCGGGCUGCUGUUGCAUGUCUUUCCAAGUAUUCCGGAGCGACCUGGAAUGCCGUGCCCUGGAGAGGACAAAUCGAUCUAUCGUCAAGGAGCCAGACGAUGGAGGAAACUCUACCAGGUCAAAGGGCACCUCUUCCAGGCCAAGCGCUUUAACAAGGCAACCUACUGUGGCCUCUGCAGUGAAAGGAUAUGGGGGCUUGGCGGGCAAGGCUACAAGUGUAUCAACUGCAAACUGCUGGUCCAUAAGCGCUGCCACAGACUCAUCCGUCAGACCUGCCAAAGGCUUAUGGAUCCAGCUAUGCCAUCUCAAGAGCCCCCUUCAGAAGCAAAGAAUGAAGAGGUGGACCUUCCACUAGAUGACACAGAGGACGGAGGUGGAAGAUUAUAUUUACCACACAACUGUACAGAGGACAAAAUAGAAGAGACAGAUGUGGAGGAUAUAAAAUCAGUGGUUGAUGGAAUCGAUGGUAUCAAGCUGUCUCAAGGCCUUGUUCUGGGGUUGGGAGACUUCGAAUUGAUCCGAGUUAUUGGGCGCGGCAGUUAUGCCAAGGUGCUGCUGGUCCGCUUAAAGAAGAAUGAUGAGGUUUAUGCCAUGAAGGUGGUGAAGAAGGAGCUGGUUCAUGAUGAUGAGGAUAUUGACUGGGUGCAGACAGAGAAGCACGUGUUUGAGCAAGCCUCCACAAAUCCAUUCUUAGUGGGCCUCCACUCCUGUUUCCAGACAGAAAGUCGGUUAUUUCUUGUGAUUGAAUAUGUGAAUGGUGGGGACUUGAUGUUUCAUAUGCAACGACAAAGAAAGCUCCCUGAAGAACAUGCAAGAUUUUAUGCUGCUGAAAUCUGCAUUGCUCUAAACUUCCUGCAUGAGAAAGGCAUCAUUUACCGAGACUUGAAGCUGGACAAUGUUCUUUUGGACCAUGACGGACACAUCAAGCUCACAGACUAUGGCAUGUGUAAGGAGGGAAUCAGACCAGGUGACACAACCAGUACAUUCUGCGGAACACCAAACUACAUUGCACCAGAAAUUCUCAGAGGAGAAGAUUAUGGCUUCAGUGUAGACUGGUGGGCCCUCGGCGUACUAAUGUUUGAGAUGAUGGCUGGGCGGUCCCCGUUUGACAUCAUCACCGACAAUCCUGACAUGAACACUGAGGAAUACCUCUUUCAAGUUAUUCUUGAGAAGCCUAUUCGCAUCCCAAGGUCUUUGUCGGUGAAAGCAGCCAGCGUGCUCAAAGGUUUUCUGAACAAGGAUCCUAAGGAGCGGCUGGGUUGCCAGGUCCAGACAGGUUUCACAGAUAUCAAGUCCCACACAUUUUUCCGCAGUAUAGACUGGGAGCAGCUAGAGAAGAAGGAGAUGACGCCGCCCUUCAAACCUCAAAUCUCGGAUGACUACGGCCUUGAAAAUUUUGACACACAAUUUACGAAUGAGCCCGUACAACUCACACCGGAUGAUGAGAGCGUCAUCAAAAGAAUAGACCAGUCAGAGUUUGAGGGGUUCGAAUACAUCAACCCACUGCUGCUUUCCACUGAAGAGUCUGUAUGAAGGAGGCAAGCCCCAGAAUGUCCAAUGUGGUGUCCAAUUCUUCGAGAGCUGGCUCGUUCCUCGCCUGACACCCUUUUAUUCCGUCACACAUUUCUGGAUGAACCACAGCUUCUGUGAAGGACUUGAACAUUUUACAUCAACUUUCUUGGUAAUUUGUCUGUUUUUUUGUUUUUUUUAAUCUCAAUUAGAGGGAGCGGGCGGGGCAAGGGACUGGUUUAAAAUAAGAAUGUAAAAUGAUGAAUGAAAGUUUAAGUUAUUAUGUACGAUCAAGUAGGUGUUCAAUCCAAAUUUGACAAUGCCUUUUUUGUUGAGGCAAGUGGCCCCGUUUCAUCCAUAGCAACUCAAUAAUUUUUCUUGAAUUUAUUUGAAAAAAAAAAUUAAGAAGUGCCUCACACAUCAAGCAAAUUCCUGUGUUUGCUUGCACUUAUCUCCCUUUGCCCACUUCAAGUUGUCAGAAUACAGUAGUCUAUACUGUGCUGGGCUCUUUUUAGAGCCCAGCAAAAUGAGGAAUUGUUUUAUUUUAGAAUCAAUGAAUUCCGAAGCACAGGCGCAGCGUUGCCAAAUCCCACGCUGGAAAUAACUUCAAAAUGUGAGCCACCAGUAGUGGUUAGUAAAUGGCUUGUGAGAAGUUUUCCUAGUUUGCACAUUUCAUCGUAGGGGUAAAGUGAGUGUGAGAUUUGACAAGCAAAUCUGAGUUGAUGUCACAAGCAAAAGGUUGCAUCGUUUUAGACCAGUGGUUCUCAACUGUUGUCCCUCCGGGACCCGCAUUGACCUAUUGUUGCAAAGUCACGAUCGGCUUUUAGCGAAGUUGAGAAAAAUAAAGAAAAUGUUUUAAAAUACCCACUGAAAACAUCAUUUUUCAAAUUUGUAUUUUAUUGUUUGUUUGUUUUUUAAUUUGUAAAAAAGGGCACUUCUGAGCACUCCAAGGAGCAUCAACAUGUGAACUGCGGCUAUAAAAAUGAAUAAGGUAAAAUGAAAGAUCAAAAUUUCAUUUGGCUCAGCACUUUUUUUCCCAGGUGUGACAUGAAUAAUUUGACCUUUACUCAGUGCAACAGUAACAGUUUGAUCAGUUGUAACAAUUGUACUAAACACAGGCCUCAUAUGUAAUUGCUUGGGCUCCAUCUGACAAGCCCUGAAAUGGUUGUUUAAAUGCCGCCGAAGGUUGUUAGUAUCACAUUCGUUUUAUUUUUUUAUUUGCUGCAGUGAUAUUCACAAAUGAAAUCAAAUGAGUUUGAAAUCACCAGCUUUGGUGGCUGUUAGCCGGAGGUUGAGUCGCAUUGUGUUUGUUUACAGAGUAAACUAGCAGCUUAUGUAAUAUGUUCCAUGUGGGUCCAGGGAAGCUUUUGUACCGUGUUGAAAAAUCUGAUUAUGAAUGAGUACAUGUCCUGGUGGACCCCCAAUAAGAAUUUUUCAAAUGCGCGCCUUUCAAAAUAAAGGACAAGUAGAAGGUACCGAAGUAACUAAUCAAAGCAAACACAGUAGUGAAUAUUUUGAUGAAAAAUACUUCUGGACCACAAACAUAAACUAUUCAAAUGAAAAAUUGUCAUUUAGGUACCAAGCGAGUGUGCCGCGGGAUGACGUAUUCAUACGCCACUGCACAAACUAUUUCAGUGUGCGUCAUUCGACAUUGUCCUAAACCAAAGACCCCGUUGUUUUUUUUCUUCUUGCCUGCAAGCCAACCACGAUUGGUCCACGACCCACCAGUUAAGAAUCACUUCUGUAGACUGCAAAGCAUGGUACACACCUACUGACAAUCUGUCUUCAUUAGAAUUUUUUUUCUCCUGUCUCCUUGAUCUAAGUCGGCAAAGACCCACAUGUCUCAAAAAGAUUCUCCUGCUAGAUAAUCCUGUGGUGUGGGGUGUAUUCAGUGAUAUAAAUCUAUUUUUCCCCAAAUCAAUCUGCUCAGAAACUGAUUGGUGCUGACAGUCAGACGUUACACCUGUUCAAGAAUUUCAAUCUCAAAUUGUCCCAUGUGGUGAAGUAGCCAAUUGGAAAGUGGCCUAAAAGUUGCUCAUAAAAAGAAGCAACUGAUUAUGAGUGUUUAUAGAACCAACCCAAGUCCUUCACUGAAAUAACAUGACAAGCUGGCAACAGCAACGUCGUUUUUCAGAUAAGCUAAUAGUUAGCCUAGCAUCUUCUUCUACUCUUGUACUACCUUUUUGUGGCACCAUGCUGCUUUUUACAGGUCAGUCUUGGGACUACUUUUUUAUGCGCAAAUGUCGAUUGAUUUUAUUUUUUAUUUUUUGGGGUGUUAUGCUGUGCUGCUAGUCAUCUCAAGUACACCACACACUAUCAGUUCCGUUAUAAAUCAGUAUGUGUGUACCUCUGUUUGCUUGUGGCAACCUCCAUUUUAUUGAGUGACCAAAUCACUCAGUGGCACAAAUAUGCAAAAGGUCAUUUGUGUGUACAAGAAUAUAGUUUAGUGACAAUGUUUCAAAUGUUCACUGCUGUGUCCUUGUGCUUGUUAUGUAUAUAAUUAGCACAUAUUGGUUUGUGGUUUCAGGGCCCAUCAAAACAAAUUAGCACGCUUACUUAAAUGGAAUAAAGCAUUCUUUCUUAAUCACCAUUUUUUUAAAAUAUGGGCAUAUUUCCUCCUCUAUUGAUAUUCACCGUUCAAUAAUGUACAUUGGAGCCCAUAAGGUUAAACACAAUCUAUUCUGGGACGCUUGUCAUUGUAUUUGAAUUUCUAGACAAUAGUUCACAUGAUGGAUAUUGAAAUAAUUUAUUCCAUGCCAGCAAGCUCAAAAAUUGUACAGUAACAUUUUACCAUGACUUUGAGAAAACGCAGAAUCAUUCAAACACUUUAGCCUUCUUCAUAAGAAUGAAGACUUCCUGCUAAGGAGAUUAACUGUCAUGCAAGUGUAAAUAUUUUCACUGUUGUUUACAAUAAACUCGUACAUUGAGCAAUUAGUGAUGAUGUAGGUAAUUCAUAUGAUGUUCUCCCCAUGUUGAAGGGGGGCCCUCUUUUGGAAUCAGUGCAAAUAUAUACAAUUCAGUGGCAGAUAAAUUAUUCAUCCGCAAGUUGGGAAGUACAGCUCCUGGUAUUCACAAGUGAAUUAGUGACAUUGAUAUCUAGGAAUUUUAUUCUGACUAGUCAUGUUUCCUGUUCAAGGUAACUUUAAUUCACUUCAAGCAACUACAUGUUCCUUUUUAGAUGUAUAACACUAAGGUCUUUGGCUUGGCUGAAUGACAUUGUGCAUAGGUGUAACUGGAAUUAUGACUAGUCCAAAUCAAAUUGUAGAUGCCCCAAACUGGCAUGAUGGAUCUUGGCAAAAAUGACGACGACAUUUGUCCCAACAAAAUGGUCUUUCAGAUAUGUCAUUUUGACCAAUCACAAUUGCGUUACAUGUGUCCCGAAUAAAAUUCCAACGAUUCAAAAUGUG